AUGACUACCGGUCAGUGUCUCAGAUGGUCAUCCAAUAUGAUUACUAGUAAUGUACAAAAUGGACGGAUAGCCAAACCGGGAGAGUGGCCGUGGAUUGUAUUGAUUUCGGGACAAAAAUAUUAUUGGGGUUUUAUACCAACAGAUAAUUUUAAAUUCACAAUAACUGUACGGACAGUUCAAAAUCGUAGACAUACAUCAGCCGAUCAUACAUACAGUGUACAGAAGCGUAUCGUUCACUACAAAUACAAAACAAUUCAUGGAUUAGACAAACGAUAUGACAUUGCAUUAUUGAAAUUAGGUUCACAGAUACCGAUACCAAGUAGUAGUAGUAGUAGUAGUGGUCAGUAUCCGCUAAUAAACGGCAUUUGUUUACCAGAUAAAGACAUUUUAAAUACCGAUGAAGAGUUGGCAUUGGUUGCCGGUUUCGGUUGGAUUGAUGACCGAAUCGGCAAUUAUGGACCACUGAUGAUGGGCUGGAUUAUGGUUGACAAACGUGAUGCUAAUAAUGAUGACGACAAUCAAUGGGAUAAUUGGUUUACAGCGCACAGAUAUCCCAACACUAAUGGUUCGGCUAUAUGUAAGGGUGAUUCGGGUGGACCAGUGGUCCAGUAUGUCGGCAAUAGGGCCGUACUAAUUGGUUUAAAUAGGGCCAGUACUCUGAAUAUUGAGUGUAUGUCCUAUAAAUCAGUAGCUAUAAUGCAUUUAAUGAGAGUAUCCAAAUUUGUCGAUUGGAUUGUCGAUACUAUUAGAUAUAGUUAA
Oppia nitens is the source of this 759-nucleotide messenger RNA. RefSeq names its product chymotrypsin-like protease CTRL-1. The record is from RefSeq and is a predicted model, not a curated record. Gene Ontology annotation, biological process: proteolysis. Lineage: Eukaryota; Metazoa; Arthropoda; Arachnida; Sarcoptiformes; Oppiidae. Gene Ontology annotation, molecular function: serine-type endopeptidase activity. The transcript is spliced from 3 exons. The coding region runs from base 1 to 759 and encodes 252 amino acids.